AUGAUCUUCAUUCAAUUAGUCCCAAUUCUCAUUCUAAUUCGAUUAUCCUAUGCUGAUCAAUGUCCAUCGUCAGAUUAUUGUACAUGUUCACCUGAUUUAACGAUUAUCAAGUGUACAAAUCGACGAAUAACCAAUGAACUACUUUUCAAUAUCAAUAAUCAACUACCUAGAUCGACAAUCCUCUUAAAUCUCUCAUCGAAUAUCUUAACAUCUGUGGAAUUUCUUUUGAAUUUGAACCACUUAGAAAUACUCGAUCUAUCAUUCAAUAAAAUCCAUUAUCUACCAUCGGACUUUCCUUCCAGAUUCCCUCAUUUAACUGCAUUAUAUCUCCAAAAUAAUUCUUUACGAUUAAUCCCAAAAACAUUUCAAAGUCUGUCGAAUGUCAAUCUCGAUCUUUCAAACAAUCCAUUUCAUUGUACAUGUCAAUCGAAAUGGUAUCAAACACAUCCUCAAUUCAAGCAUCUCCACUGUCAAAACCAAAAACCGUUCGACGAAAACGACUUUUGUCCCACCGAUCAAAUCUUCACAAUCACUCCUCACCAAUCUCAAAUAGCUUAUGAAAACCAACCAUUUGCAUUAAAUUGUUCGUCUAAUUUCAAACGUUAUUGGACAUUAAAUAAAAAACAUUAUCCAUCAACGAUUAUAUCAUCUUCCUAUUCAACAAUCAUCAUUGAUCAUUUGCAAGUGAAACAUGCUGGCUUAUGGACAUGUCAUCAUUUAAAUUCGAAUCGGUCAGUAUCAUUAACAGUUUUACCGAAUACAGUCGAUCAAUUUUGUCCAUCAAUACGAAUGAAUACAUCCAAGGGAUUAUUUCAUUGGCCACGAACGUUAAUUAAUAACAAAAUUGAAAAGAAGUGCCCGUUCGGAUCAGCUGCGUGGCUAAGAAAUUCCAACGAAUACGCGCGGGCGUGGUAUACAUGUUCAUCGAGUGGCAAUUGGAUGAAUUUAGAUCUUGCACAAUGUGCUUUUCAUUCGAACAUAUCGAGAGUAUUUGAUCGGUUGUCAUUGACAGAGACGAAUUUGUUAUUGCGUUUGAUAAAGUAUUUGUCGAAAUUGGAUAAAAGAUCAUUUGAUUUGAAUGAUGUGAUUUUAUUGAUUGAUUUAAUCGAUGAACAACAGGAAAAAUAUGGAAAUCAAGAUCGAGUUAUGCUAGUUUUUCAUCUGACCGAUUUUAUUCUACAAAUUAAACAAGAUUUUACAUAUUCCCGAGAGUAUAGAAUGGCGAUAACCAGAUUGAGAUUAAUCAUCGAACGAUUAUUAGAUUUCACCGAUCAACCAUGGUUAUACAUUGGAAAAGAAUUAACAGCAAUGUCUAUACGAGCACCGUUGUUUUCAACACUUUGUUUGAUACCAAAUCGAUCUUUAUUAACAAUCAUCUGUGAACCUGAUAACCGUCAACAUUACGAAUCCCCAUUAGCCACGAUUCAUUUCCCGCCGAGUUCAAAUAAGACAACUCAAAAGUCUUUGUAUUAUAUUAUCUUCUACCGACAGUCGAUGCUGUACACGUCAAACGAAAUGACACCUUCUCUUUACAAUCCUGUUAUUUACAUACGACCGAUAUCAAGAUACAGUUCAUCACCGGUCGGACUAACCUUUUACAAUCCGAUACAUCAAGCAUCAAUAGCAAUUUGGUAUUCCAAUCAAUCCAUAUGGCAGCUCGAAUCUUCAGUCUGUAAAACCAAUGAACAGAGUUCGUAUCUAAUCUCAAGCUAUUGUGUUCUAUUCAAUAAUAAUUCACUUGCGUUAACGUACCUUAAUGAUAGAAAUCGAAAUGAACAUGUGUUUUUUAAUACAAAAUAUUCUCGAUUGACGAUAUAUAUUUCAUCGAUAGUGGCUUCGAGUUGUUUUUUCAUCUCUACUCUUUGUUAUAUUUGCUUUUACAAAGUUUAUCAAAUGCCACGACGUUUUUUCCAUUGUUUAAUUAAUUAUUGGCUCAAUCUCACAAUUCUCAUUCCGUUAUUCGCAUUCGGGAUAGAAAGCACCCAAUAUCCACUCGUAUGCGAAUUAAUUGCCAUUAGUCUUCAUUUCCUUUGCUUAACCACCAUUCUCUGGUUAACAUUAUUAACUUUUUUAAUUUGGAGAAAAUUCCAAGCGAUAUUAACAAACAAUGAUGAAUACCAAAGAAAACCGCCUGUGAUCAUGGUCGACUACGAUGAUAUUAGUUUGCCGGUUGUAAAACUGAAACCACGAUCAGUCAUUCACUUGUAUUUGAUUGUCUACGGAAUUUCAUUUGCUAUCUGUGGUAUAGACCUGAUGGUGUCCCGUGAACAAUUUCUCAUCAAAAGAAUAUGCUUUUCGAAACAUUUCGAUUCAAUUUUACUAUUGAUCAUCCCGAUUUUUAUCUUUGUUCUUUUUUCCCUGAUUUUGUUGCUUGUCAGCCGUCAUUAUAUCAAACAGUUGAUGAAAAAGAGCGCAUCUGUACGAAGGCUUUCUGAACAAUCGGGUUUACACAGGGAAAAUCUUCUUAUGCCGUGUCGACGAAAGAAAAUCCUUCCGAUUCUCGUUCCAUCGAAUCGAACUUCGAAACAUUCAUCAUCAAACCUCAAUCCCUAUCAUUCCUAUUCCGAUCUCUCUGACGCAGAUUAUCAAUACGAAUCGAUCAAUCAAUUACUUUCAAUCUUAUGUCAAUUUAUCCUUUUGAUUUUACUAUUUCUAUCAAGUUCGACGAUUUAUCUUCAACCGCUACAUUCGUUUAAAAUCCGUUUUGAAAAUAUAAUCUAUAGUCAUUUCUAUGGAUUUUUCGUUCUAUUUCUCGCAUUUUACAUCCUAUCAUUUCAUGUAUUAUCACGCUCGAAUCUGAUCAAGCGCUUCUACUUUCAUCGCAAUCAAGAACAACCUACAUAUCUUCGGCGACGAAAGGAUUUCCAUAUUCCAUCUUGUACAGAACAAGUCUCAUUGUUGCCAUCGACGCAUACCUGUUACAUAUCAAAUCGUGAUAUCUGUCAAAUACCGCAACAAACUGAACGGGCGACAGUUUACAACGAGCAUAAUUACGAUUGUAAACCGAUUGUCAAAGUUACUUCUGAACACCACGCUUUGCAUAGACAUAAAUCAAAAGCAAAUCCAAGGAGUUCACUCGGACAUGAGCCCUUCUUCGAUGCACUAGAUGUUAUUGCACAUCGAAAUCCACCUCGGUACCGACCUCAACGAAAUUCACUUUACGAACGAUCGUUGAAACGAUCAACGUAUGACCCGAUCGCAUCUCAUAUCUUACAAAAUAAGAAAAGUCACUUAUCGUCUUCAUUCCCAUCCUGUCAAUUAUUUACACAUCCCAAACUCUCUCCAUGUCAAGCAAUUAUUCGACCAUUGCCCAUUGCUCGUCUCUCAACAUUAAAGGCGAUAAACGACUUAUCAAAUUCUACAAAUAUCCUUCCAUCUACCGAGACCAUUCGCAAUUCGUGCAUUAGUAAUCAUACGAUCAAACGGCGAUCUUUUCACAUCAUCUCUUCAUCGUGUGUAGAUGAUGAUGAGCAUCAGAAUGAAUAUGCAUCUUUGAACAAAUUGGACUCGUCCAUUCAUCAAGAAACCUCGGAUGACAAAUCUUCUAUUGACAAAUCUUCUAUUGACAAAGUUUCACCUUAUCAAUGUAUACAAGUCGAUUACAUCGACGAUGUCGAUGAUGGAAGUGUCUCUUUGAAACAAUCGAUAUGCGAUUCGAAAGGAUCAGUGGAUAGUCUAUCGACAAAGAAAUCCAAUUCGACAACGAUAUUGUCAUCGUCAACAUUAGAUUCGGAAAAUGACGUUUUCAUUGUAAAUCAAUUGCCAUUGCAUGAAAGUAUUGUGUAA
Adineta ricciae is the source of this 3786-nucleotide messenger RNA. The record is from the annotation of a GenBank genome assembly. Lineage: Eukaryota; Metazoa; Rotifera; Eurotatoria; Adinetida; Adinetidae.